Molecule: messenger RNA, 462 nt
Organism: Linum trigynum
Lineage: Eukaryota; Viridiplantae; Streptophyta; Magnoliopsida; Malpighiales; Linaceae
Source: the annotation of a GenBank genome assembly
AUGGAAGACUUGCUCUCGGGAAGAAUCAAAAAACCGGUGCUACGAGAGCAGCUUGGUGGCGCGGUAAGCAGACAGGUUGGAGGCAAUUUACAGGACGAUGCUUCAAUGGGCGAGAGCUGCCUGCUCCACCUCAAAGACCUGCUUGCUUGGAACAAUGGCAGGAUGAACCUCUCUACGCAGCUGCCUGUUAAAGCAAGCAGGAGGCGAUUUGGAGAAAGCAACUUGCUCGGAAAGCUAGGGAGACAGGACAUGAUUAUUCUAUCUACUACGGGAGGUGCUAGCUUAAGCAGGCAGGAGGCUAUGCUCUCUUGGGAAAUUAAAAUCAAAGCGGCGCCACCUACUCCUUCUAGUAUGAGAGGUGCUAGCUUAAGCAAGCAGGAGGCUAUUUCUCAUCCGAUCAAGGCGCGUCGUAAUCACUCCCACAAGCAAGCAGGACCAUUAUUCAAGCAGGCAGGAGCCUGA